Ipomoea triloba (trilobed morning glory) is the source of this 4271-nucleotide messenger RNA. Its product is annotated as DNA mismatch repair protein MSH6. Bases 237 to 4148 code for a protein of 1303 amino acids. Gene Ontology annotation, molecular function: ATP-dependent DNA damage sensor activity; mismatched DNA binding; ATP binding. The transcript is spliced from 21 exons. Lineage: Eukaryota; Viridiplantae; Streptophyta; Magnoliopsida; Solanales; Convolvulaceae. Gene Ontology annotation, cellular component: nucleus. The record is from RefSeq and is a predicted model, not a curated record. Gene Ontology annotation, biological process: mismatch repair.
GCCUAAAACCAUUGUACAACAAAACCAUGAACGUCGGAUUUUGUCCGGGGACAGUCGAGAAGGAAUCAGGGAAAUAGCAACUUUCACCUUUCCCGCCAAAGGUUACCGAUCAUUACUACUUACUAGGCCUCUGUUCCCGCCAUUUCCCAUUCGUCCGGAACGCCUAUUUACCUUCUCUCUCUGUGUCACACACACACACACACUCUCCAGUCUCCACAGCAACAGUAUAAUAAUCAAUGGCGUCCCGCCGGCCGAGCAAUGGCAGAUCUCCAUUAGUGAAUCAACAGCGGCAAAUCACAGCUUUCUUUGCCAAGAAAACAUCAUCCACACCUUCCCCUUCUCCUUCACCGUCCAGUCUUCCCACUAAGCAAACCCAAACAUUUAAGAAUACUAGCCCAAACCCUAACCCUAGCCCCGCCACGGCGCCACCCCUCGGUUCCAAGUCGAAUAAACCCCUCUUAGUCAUCGGACCAUCUCCAACCCCAGAUUCUACUGAGACUUCAUACGGACAAGAAGUCCUGAAUAAGAGGAUUAAGGUUUAUUGGCCUUUGGAUAAAUGUUGGUAUGAAGGGUGCGUAAAGUCUUUUGAUAAGAUUUCGGGUAAGCAUUUGGUUCAGUAUGACGAUGAAGAGGAGGAGAUGCUGAAUCUUUCUCAGGAAAGGAUUGAGUGGAUUGAGACACCGGUGGUGACAAAGUUUCGUCGAUUGCGGCGGCUUAAAGUGGUAGACGAUGAGGAGGAAGAGGAGUUGGAUGGUGGUAUUGAGAGUGGUGGAGAUGACUCUGAGGAUGAAGAUUGGGGAAAUGAUGCUAAUGAAGAAGCAGAGGAGGAUGAAGGUUGCCCAGCUGAUAUGGAUUUAGAGGCUGAGGAUGAUGAUAUUGAUGAUAAUGGAUUAAGAAGAGGAAAAUCUGGAAUCAGCAAGAAGGCAGAAUUGAGGAAGAGGAAAUUUACUGAAGGGCUUAAGUUGGUUUCUACUGAGGCGAAAAAGAUUAAAAGUGGUGGAAAUAACAAAAGCACUCAAACGAAGGCACCUACUGCUAUCACUGGAGUAAAGGUCAUUGAGUCAGUGACAAAUAAUCUGGAGUGUGUGAAGGCAUCCAAUGCUGAUGAUAUUUUAAUUGGCAAUUCAGCAGAAAGAUUUAGCAUGCGUGAAAUGGAGAAGUUGCGCUUCCUUGGGAAGGGCAGGAGGGAUGCAAAUAGAAGGCGCCCUGGAGAUGUCAAUUAUGAUUCAAGGACUCUUUACCUUCCUCCUGACUUUUUAAAGGGUCUAAGUGGUGGCCAGAGACAAUGGUGGGAAUUUAAGUCAAAACACAUGGACAAAGUUCUUUUUUUCAAGAUGGGAAAGUUUUAUGAGCUUUUUGAAAUGGAUGCACAUAUUGGAGCCAAAGAAUUAGACUUGCAGUACAUGAAGGGAGAACAACCUCAUUGUGGAUUUCCAGAAAAAAACUUCUCAAUGAAUGCAGAGAAACUGGCUCGGAAGGGUUACAGGGUUCUUGUCAUUGAACAAACAGAGACACCUGAACAACUUGAGCUUCGUCGUAGGGAAAAGGGCUCUAAAGAUAAGGUCGUGAAACGUGAGAUAUGUGCAGUUAUCACAAAAGGAACAUUAACUGAAGGUGAAAUGCUCACUGUAAGCCCUGAUGCUUCAUAUCUUAUUGCUGUGACUGAAAGCUGCCAAACAUCUGCAAACCAGCUAGGGGAGCGGACUUAUGGUGUCUGUGUGGUUGAUGUUGCUACAAGCAAGGUUAUUCUUGGACAGUUUGCAGAUGAUUCAGAUUGCAGUUCCCUCUGUAGUCUGUUAUAUGAGUUUAGACCAGUGGAAAUAAUAAAGCCUGCCAAGUUGCUUAGCCAUGAAACAGAGCGAGUACUGCAUAGACAUACAAGAAAUCCACUAGUGAAUGAAUUGGUUCCCCUCUCUGAAUUUUGGGAUGCUGAGAAAACCAUAUCUGAAGUUAAGAAUAUGUAUCAACGUCUUAAUAAUACACCAAUUCCAUAUUCUCGAAAUGAAGCAGAUUUGCAUCCCAGCGAGUCCAUUGAUAACGAUGCUGAAUUGAGAAAUUUACCAAAUGUGCUGUCUGAGCUUGUUAAUGCGGGUGAGAAUGGAAUGUAUGCCCUUUCAGCUCUUGGAGGAACUCUAUUUUAUUUGAAGCAAGCUUUUCUAGAUGUGAGCCUACUCAAGUUUGCAGAGUUUGAGUUACUCCCAUUUUCCCAAUUUGGCAUGAUUGCUCAAAAACCAUAUAUGGUUCUUGAUGCUGCUGCACUUGAGAACCUUGAGAUAUUUGAGAAUAGCAAAAACUGUGGUUCUUCAGGGACUUUGUACGCUCAGAUGAACCAUUGUGUGACAGCAUUUGGAAAAAGGCUACUUAGAACAUGGCUUGCAAGACCUUUAUAUCAUCUGGAGGCAAUUAAAGAACGCCAGGAUGCAGUAGCAGGACUAAAGGGAGUUAAUUUACCUGGUGUACUUGAGUUUAGAAAAGAGUUAUCAAGACUUCCUGACAUGGAAAGGGUGCUUGCACAAAUUUUUGCUAGCAGUGAAGCUAAUGGGAGAAAUGCAAAUAAAGUGGUACUAUAUGAGGAUGCUGCAAAGAAACAGCUACAACAGUUUAUAUCAGCUUUGAGAGGGUGUGAAAUAAUGGUGAAUGCAUGCUUUUCACUUGGCGCGACUUUAGACAACACAGAUUCAAAGCUGUUACAUGAUCUUCUAACACCUGGAAAAGGACUUCCAGAUGUUAAAUUAGUUAUAAAGAAGUUUAAAGAUGCUUUUGAUUGGGUGGAAGCAAAUAGUUCAGGUCGUAUUAUCCCUUGUGAAGGGGUUGAUGAGGAGUAUGAUGCUGCAUGCGGUUCCCUUAGGAAGGUUGAACUUAGUCUGGCAAAGCACUUGAAGGAACAACAAAAGCUGUUUGGAGAUACAUCGAUUAAGUAUGUCACAGUUGGAAAGGAUGCAUACCUCUUGGAAGUGCCAGAAAGUUUGUGUGAGCGCGUUCCUCAGGAGUACGAAUUGCAAGCAUCCAAAAAGGGUUAUUUCCGGUAUUGGAAUCCAGUUAUAAGGAAGUUAAUGGGAGAGCUUUCUCAGGCUGAAACUGAGAAAGAGUCCAAGUUGAAAAGUAUUUUACAAAGGCUUAUUGGGCGUUUUUGUGAGCAUCAUAGUAUAUGGAGAGAACUAAUUUCUACUAUUGCAGAACUGGAUGUUUUGAUCAGUUUAUCCAUUGCUAGUGAUUACUAUGAAGGGCCAACAUGUCGGCCACAUAUAAGGGAAUUGCCCUCUCAGGACAAUGUUCCAUGCCUUGUUGCUAAAAGCUUAGGACAUCCUAUUCUUAGAACUGAUUCUCUGGAUAAAGGAGCAUUUGUCUCCAAUGAUGUUACACUUGGUGGUGCUGGACAUUCGAGUUUUAUCCUGCUAACUGGUCCUAAUAUGGGAGGAAAAUCUACUCUUUUGCGCCAAGUUUGCUUAGCUGUGAUUUUGGCACAGGUUGGAGCUGACGUACCAGCAGCAUCUUUUGACCUGUCCCCUGUGGACAGGAUCUUUGUUCGAAUGGGUGCUAAAGAUCAUAUUAUGGCUGGCCAAAGUACUUUCUUGACAGAACUCUUAGAAACUGCAUCUAUGCUGUCGUCUGCAACCCGAAAUUCACUUGUUGCACUGGAUGAACUUGGCCGAGGAACAUCAACUUCCGAUGGACAAGCAAUAGCUGAGUCAGUUCUUGAACAUUUUGUUCACAGGGUGCAAUGUAGAGGAAUGUUUUCUACUCAUUAUCAUCGAUUGGCCAUUGACUAUCAGGAAGAUCCUCAGGUCUCGCUGUGUCAUAUGGCAUGCCACGUUGGUGAAGGAUUAGGAGGUUUGGAGGAAGUUACGUUUCUCUAUAAGUUGACAUUAGGCGCAUGCCCCAGAAGUUAUGGUGUGAAUGUUGCGCGCCUGGCUGGACUUCCUGAUAAUUUACUCGAAAAGGCUGCUGCGAAGUCUCGAGAAUUUGAAGGGGUAUAUGGCGGCAACAACAAAGGAUCGAGAGGAAAUUCGAGUAAGAAUUGGGAUGAAAAGGCGAUAGAAGUCAUCCUGAGCUUGAUGCAUGUUGCCGAUUACAAUGAACCUUACGGGAGUAAGGCUUUUGAAUUAUUGAAUGAUUUACAAUAUAGAGCAAAGGUGCUCUUGGAAUAAACUGGAAAAAAGGGCAGUGUACAGUUUUUUUGCAUCCCCCAUUGUAUAAUUUUGAAAUUCCAAUGUCCGUCCAUUGUUUUAUGUGGAAUCGGUUGAGAAUUGCAAUGGGUACCUUUGCUCAAA